GCUCCCGGAUGAGGCAAGAUAACCACGCGAGGAGGGAGAGAGGUAGAGAGAGAGAAAGAAAGAGAGAGAGCGGUAGAGAGGGAGAGAAAGUGAGAGAGAGAUGAGGAGGAGGAGCUUGCUGCUAUAAGAUUGACUCCGCGCACCAUCAGCACCAAAACUUGCGCUCGCUCCAUCCUUCAUCCAUCCUCACUUGUCUUUACGCGCACUCGCGUUUUACCAAACACUCGCCGCCGUUUUCAUGGUGAUCAUCAUUUUUAAAAAUCCUCCUGGAAGGUGAGCUCGUGCAUCCCACGGUCAAUACUUGAUUAUGGUCACAACCCCCGCGGUGCCAAGGUGGAGCCACCGCGCGUAUCUCGGAUCGGUGCGCUUCUCCAGGGGCUGGGAUGCGCACCGGGCACCUCUCGCUUCCUGCCGGGUUUCGGGUCCGGGUCUGAUCCGGAGUCCGGCGCUGCCCCGGGGCGCCGCGCCCGGAGGAGCCAGUCGACCCGCAGCAGGAUGCCGGUGAUGAGAGGACUGCUCGCCCCGCAGAACACCUUCCUGGACACCAUCGCCACCCGCUUCGAUGGCACCCACAGUAACUUUGUGCUGGGGAACGCCCAGGUGCAGUCGCUCUACCCCAUCGUCUACUGCUCCGACGGCUUCUGCGAGCUCACCGGCUACGCCCGCGCCGAGCUCAUGCAGAAGAGCUGCGCCUGCCACUUCCUGUACGGCCCCGAGACCAGCGACCGGCUGACGGCGCAGAUCCAGGGGGCGCUGGACGAGAGGGGCGAGUUCAAGACGGAGCUGGUCUUCUACAAGAAGGAAGGUUCACAGUUCUGGUGUCUGUUGGACAUCGUCCCCAUCAAGAAUGAGAAGGGCGAAGUGGUUUUGUUCCUCGUGUCCCACAAAGACAUCACGGACAACAAGAAGGACCAGGACCCCGCGCACGGACCGGACACCGACGAGGAGACGGGUCUGCAGGUUCACCAGGUCACUCGCCCUCCGGGGUUCAACACCAACCGGCGGCGCAGCCGAGCCGUCCUCUACCACCUGUCGGGACAUCUGCAGAAACAAGACAAGAGCAAACUCAAGAUCAACAACAACAUGUUCGGGGACAAGCCUCCGAUCCCGGAGUACAAGGUAGCGGCCAUCCAGAAGUCUCGCUUCAUCCUCCUGCACUACGGAACCUUCAAGGCCGGCUGGGAUUGGCUGAUUCUGCUGGCGACCUUCUACGUGGCCGUCACCGUGCCGUACAACGUGUGCUUCACGGUGGUGGGUGGGCGGGACGAAGGCAGCAGCUUCCCCCGCAGCCCGCCCAGCGUCAGCGACAUCCUCGUGGAGAUCCUCUUCAUUCUGGACAUCCUGCUGAACUUCAGAACCACCUUCGUGAGCACGUCGGGUCAGGUGGUGUACGACGCCCGCUCCAUCUGCGUCCACUACGUCACCACCUGGCUGUUCGUCGACCUCAUCGCCGCGCUGCCCUUCGACCUGCUGUACGCCUUCAACGUCAGCGUGUACUUUGGCGUCCACCUGUUGAAGACCGUGCGGCUGCUCCGGCUGCUGCGGCUGCUGCAGAAGUUGGAGCGGUACUCUCAGUACAGCGCCGUGGUGCUGACGCUGCUCAUGUCCAUGUUCGCGCUGCUCGCCCACUGGAUGGCCUGCGUCUGGUACUUCAUCGGCCGCCGGGAGAUCGAGAGCCCGGGCUCCUGGGACAUCGGUUGGCUCUACGAGCUGGCGAAGCGUCUGGGAACGCCGUACUCCCUGUCGCCUCUGGUCCCCUCGGCGGUCGGCAGCCUCCCGACCAACAGCAGCAGCAGUAACAGCAGCGGCGGCCAGUGGAACACGUUGUUGGGGUCAGAGGUCGGGGGCCAGGGCUCCUGGAACACCAGCCAGUAUUACGGGAACGUGUCGGGGGCCGAGGCCGCGUCCGGGACGGCCUCCGGGGGCGGGGGCUUGGGGGCGCUGGGCGGCGGCCCGUCGAUGCGCAGCAGCUACGUGACGUCGCUGUACUUCGCUCUGAGCAGCUUGACCAGCGUCGGCUUCGGAAACGUGUCGGCCAACACGGACUCGGAGAAGAUCUUCUCCAUCUGCACCAUGCUCAUCGGAGCGCUGAUGCACGCGGUGGUGUUCGGUAACGUGACGGCCAUCAUCCAGAGGAUGUACUCGCGCCGCUCGCUCUACCACACGCGCACCAAGGACCUGAAGGACUUCAUCCGGGUCCACCGGCUGCCCAAGGCCCUGGAGCAGCGCAUGCUGGAGUGUUUCCAGACCACGUGGUCGGUCAACAACGGCAUCGACGUCAGCGAGCUGCUGAAGGAUUUCCCCGACGAGCUGCGGGCCGACAUCGCCAUGCACCUGAACAAGGAGCUGCUGCAGCUGCCGCUGUUCGAGUCGGCCAGCAGGGGCUGCCUGCGCUCUCUCUCGCUCAUCAUCAGGACGUCCUUCUGCGCGCCGGGCGAGUUCCUCAUCCGCCAGGGGGACGCGCUGCAGGCCAUCUACUUCGUCUGCUCCGGCUCCAUGGAGGUGCUGAAGGACAACACGGUGCUCGCCAUCCUGGGUAAAGGAGAUCUGAUUGGCUCGGACUCCCUGACCAAGGAGCAGGUGAUCAAGACCAACGCCAACGUCAAGGCCCUGACGUACUGCGACCUGCAGUACAUCAGCCUGAAGGGGCUGCGCGAGGUGCUGCGUCUGUACCCCGAGUACGCCCAGAAGUUCAUCAGCGAGAUCCAGCACGACCUCACGUACAACCUGCGCGACGGACACGGCGCCGACGUGGACUGGGAGAGUAACGGCAGCCUGGUGAAGAAGCUGCCGUCGAUCCGCGAGGAUGAGGAGGGGGGCGACGAGGACCAGAACUCCGUGUCCCGAGCCCCCCGCUCACCACUGCGCCUUGGACGGGGGCUCAACUCACCGCUGCUGCCGCCCCGGCCGUUCCGCGCCCCCUCCGAGCACUCGCGCCCCACGACCCUGCAGAUCCCCGUGGUCAGCUUCAGCAGCGUGCUGCCCCCCGAGCUCAGCCCCAGAUUUGUGGACGGCAUCGAAGCUGAGACGAGCUCCACCUCGUCACAGAAGUUCGAUUUCAGCCCGAGUCUGUCGCCUGCUGCUCCGGCCUCCCUGUUCACAGGGAUCCGGGAGCAGUCUGAGAUCAAGCAGAGUGUAACUAAACUCACCGAGGAGAUGAACACUCUCUCCAAACAAGUGUCCAGACUCAGUCAGGAGCUGCAGGAAAUGACGCUGCUGCUCAAGCCCCUCCUCCAAUCGGCGGCGCCGCAGCCCAUCCUGAUGACCCUGGUGCCAAAUUUGACCCCGCCCCCCAGCAGUGCCGGCCAGCUGUCGGCGAGCGCCUCCCUCGUGGUACCGCCGCACGCCGCCACGCCGCGUUCCCUCCGGCCGGACAGUCAGUCGCUGCUGGACGGAGGAGACGAGGAGGGGGUGGAUCUGCCCGGAUGUCUCCUCCUCCCGACUCCUCACGCACCACAGAGGACGAGUUCUUUUCCUCCGGCGCCGCCGCAGCCUCCGUCCGAACCCCUCACGAGCCCCGGGACCCCGGACCUCCUCUCGGCGGAGCAGGGUCUUCCUGAGGGACCCCCGCUCCCUCCGAGCCGCCACGCCUCCUCCAGUAACGGGAUAUUUAAGCCUCCUCUGGCCUCUCACACCCCGUCCCCCUCUCUGUCCUUCUCCGUGUCCCUGUCCUCCUCCCCCUCCCCCUCCCCCUCCCCCUGCCGAGGCCCUCGCCCGUCCCGACCUGCCGGCCUGCUACCUCCCUCCCCUCCCCCUCCCGCGUCCUCCCACUGCUCAGCUCCCCCGUCGCUCACGUCCUCCCCCGGAGACCAACAGCUGAGGCCGUCGCCCUCCGUCGUCCCCCUCGUGUCCCCCAGCGUCUCCCUGCACCCCUCCAGCGUCUCUCUGGACUGUGUCAGUGCGAGGAGGACGAGGAGGCAGGCGGACACCCGGACUCCGGCCUGGUGCAAGUCCAGAGCCGUCGCUCACCCCCAGGAGCUGGAGAUGCAGGAGUGGGGGGGGUCGUCCGCAGAGCCCAUCGGCUUCAUCGAUGACGACGAGCCGGCGUUAUGAACGAGUCACGCGUCAGAGACGACGGCUGAGUAGCAGGAACAAUGUCGACGGGACGACGGAGUGAAACGCUGAGAGGACAGACAGGUAGACGGAGACACACCUGGGAGGCGGAGACACGCCGCCAGCUGUCAGCGAAUCAGUGUGAAGGAGGAGGAGAUGAACCGCAGCAGCACAACUCGUCACAACUGUCCAGUAGCGACCAGGAGCUCGUCUCAUCACCACAUCCAUCGUCCACCUCUGGAGCCUCGGGCAGGCAGACAGGCAGACAGGCAGACAGACAGACGGACGGACGGACGGACGGACGGACGGACGGACGGACGGACGGACGGACGGACAGACAG
Molecule: messenger RNA, 4394 nt
Organism: Scophthalmus maximus (turbot)
Lineage: Eukaryota; Metazoa; Chordata; Actinopteri; Pleuronectiformes; Scophthalmidae
Gene: kcnh3
Product: potassium voltage-gated channel, subfamily H (eag-related), member 3
Exons: 15
Coding region: 496-4053 (1185 amino acids)
Biological process (GO): potassium ion transmembrane transport; regulation of membrane potential
Cellular component (GO): membrane
Molecular function (GO): voltage-gated potassium channel activity
Source: RefSeq, a predicted model, not a curated record